GUAUGUACCGAAAUUGGAGACUACCGGAGUAUAAGUUUUUCGAAGAAGGUGAUAGUACAACUUUUACUUAUUCGGUAGAGUGUACCGUACUAUCGUUCACAGUCAGGGUCGAGGGUCUACUGAAGAAAGAGGGUAAACGAAAAGCUGCUACAUUGAUGUAUCAAAAAAUUAAAAUGUCAGAAAACAAUUCCAUUGAAAACGAGUAUAAAGAUAACGGGGUAUUUGAUGGUUUAUGUGUUGUCACGUCGGCUGGCAUCGAAGACAAGCUGUUUAUGGCCACUGCCAUUGAUAGCAUUGGUCACAGAAGUAUUGAUGCCAACAAAGUUCAGCCGCCGCAAUUGACCAACGAAUCAGAGAAAAACAUUAAACAUAAUAUCAAUUGCUUAUCAACUACAAUGACUACCCUAAUUGAUCGUGAGGGAAAAUUAACGGGGAACGAUAAUUCUACAUGCACUGAAGAAAACGUCGGAAAAUUGGAUAAUAAACUCGCGGUUCAUAAUGAAUUGAUUGCUGUCCAAGUACAGGAUCAAACCAAGACGGUCAAAACUAAUAAGUAUAUUAAAAAAAUCAGGUUGAUAAUAAAUAGAAAAAGGGGCAUGUACCUUUUCCGCCAAAAAUCCGAUUCCUUGAUUUACGCACAGCCCUAUAUCACCAAAAACGAAAAAGGUAUGAUUCCCGUUUUCACCAAAAUUUAUUUUUGUGAUAAGACGUUUGGGAAUCAUGUACAAUUGUGACUCAUUCUUUCAU
Sipha flava (yellow sugarcane aphid) is the source of this 747-nucleotide messenger RNA. RefSeq lists its product as uncharacterized. The transcript has 2 exons. The record is from RefSeq and is a predicted model, not a curated record. Bases 3 to 734 code for a protein of 243 amino acids. NCBI's taxonomy places the organism in Eukaryota, Metazoa, Arthropoda, Insecta, Hemiptera, Aphididae.